UGAAUAUGAAUCAGCACCUGUUCAAGUUAUACAACUCCAUUAAGUUCUACCUGUUUGGUGGCGAGGAAAUCCGCCAAGCCACUGAGGAGGACAACGGGAAGAUCCGACACCAUAAGAGCAUCAGGGAUGCCGGUGCACUCCUCCAGGAUGAGGCCCUGCCACUCAAACAGCGGUUGGAGGCUGCCCACAACCUCGGAGUGCUGGGCUACACAGUACAACUCGCCACUGAAGAACAUGAGGCAGUAGAACAGCUUAACUUAACCGCCUGCUUCUGCCCUGCUCCAGGGGGUUACGAGGCGGCCAACAUCUGCUUCGACUUCCUGCCCACCAUGGUAGACCUGCUGGGCUCUCCGGAGCGGAGCGACGAGGAGCUGGUGCUGCUGCUGAAGGCUCUGAGCGUCGCCUGCUACGUGCACCUUAGAAACCAGGCCCGCGUCUGCAGCCUGGGCCUCCUCGUCACCGCGACAACCCUCCUCGUCCCCGCCAACCCCCGCUCCCCCAUGGUCAGGAAGUGGGCGUGCCACCUGCUGGACGUCCUGUGCUACAACAACGUCCCCGCCCUGCGUGCUCUGCGGCCCGUGCCCGGCCUGCAGGCCAGCCUGGAGCGGUUGGAGGCGGAGGACUGGACCCAUUGGCCCAGGAACUACGCCGAGAUUCUGCUCAGGGUUCUAGGCUUCUGGCCCGCGGAACCCAGCCAAGAGGACGACGACACAGACAUGCAAUAAGGGAGACUCUGCUAAUCCCACAGCAGACGCAGAGAACUGAGGAAGCGGUUUAAAACAUGAUCCACAAUCAAUCACACCAAUGCUUACUAUUCAAGAUCAUUAAAUGACUUAAUGACCCCCGCCCCCCCCAAAGAAAACAGACAUGUUGGGUUUUGUUUUUAU
Molecule: messenger RNA, 887 nt
Organism: Clupea harengus (Atlantic herring)
Lineage: Eukaryota; Metazoa; Chordata; Actinopteri; Clupeiformes; Clupeidae
Product: armadillo-like helical domain-containing protein 2
Exons: 3
Coding region: 6-725 (239 amino acids)
Source: RefSeq, a predicted model, not a curated record